Dermacentor andersoni is the source of this 3059-nucleotide messenger RNA. RefSeq names its product N-alpha-acetyltransferase 30-like. Gene Ontology annotation, molecular function: protein-N-terminal amino-acid acetyltransferase activity. The record is from RefSeq and is a predicted model, not a curated record. Lineage: Eukaryota; Metazoa; Arthropoda; Arachnida; Ixodida; Ixodidae. Gene Ontology annotation, cellular component: NatC complex. Gene Ontology annotation, biological process: N-terminal peptidyl-methionine acetylation.
UACAAUCGUGCUGAAAUGAGCAGACCAGCGGUGCUCGCGCUGUUCGAUUAAUAAGUGGAGGCAUUUCUUCGAUUAUAUUUUCCUCACUGAUGCUAACGGCACGUCGUGCGAUGUAGUAGGAGUGCGCGUCGAUCGUUGGAUGGAGUGUGCGGCCGUCGGGUGGAGCAGAGCGUCGAAGUAUGAGCCGGAGCUCCCGAGCUCGUGUCCAUGAACGAUGGAAGAUCCCGACCGUGCGGACCAUUCGCCAGUAGGCUUAGAAGGUUACAGCGACCACACGGCAGGAUGCCACCACCGGGGUUCCGAGGCAGCUGACCGACUCGCUGACGGCCUGGCCGCCGGCGAAGAUGCGGACCACGAUUUCUGGAAAGUUUCUGACGAACUGCUCGCGGCGCAUCUCAAGAAGACACUCAGCCUGAGUCGCUGCGAUGCGGCUCCCAACGGGUGCUCCGUCGUGGGUGUCGGGCCGUCGGACAAGCUCAACGGUGUCGUGCACUGGCACAGCGACGAUGGCGAGAGCCCGCCGCAAUCAGCCCUUCAACGACCUCCUAGCCCGUCCAGUGAUUUUCGUUUGGCAGGCGGCAGCGACGGUGUGCGCGCACCGCCGAGCCCGUGUGCCGACGGUGGCGGCGAGGGCAUCUCGUACGUCGCGUACGAGUCCGAGCGGCAGAUGCCGGACAUUAUGCGCCUGUUUCAGAAGGACCUCUCCGAACCUUACUCCAUAUACACGUACCGGUACUUCAUACACAAUUGGCCACGAUUGUGCUUUCUGGCGAUGGAUGGUGAGACGUGUGUCGGUGCCAUUGUUUGCAAGUUGGAUGUUCACAAGAAGUUGGUCAAGAGAGGCUACAUUGCAAUGCUGGCCGUAGACUCCAAGUACCGCAAAAGGAAGAUAGGUUCUACACUGGUGCUAAAGGCGAUACGGGCCAUGAUAAGCGACGAUGCUGAUGAAGUGGUGCUCGAGACAGAGAUAACCAACAAGCCAGCACUUAGGUUGUAUGAGAACCUGGGCUUCGUGCGUGACAAGAGGCUCUUCCGAUACUACCUGAAUGGGGUUGAUGCCCUGAGGCUCAAGCUCUGGCUGCUAUGAUGACGUGCAAGUGGUGUGGCAAUGGCAGCGACGGCGAGGCAAGAAUUGACAAAGGGUGAAGAAGACUGCUUUGAAAGCCGCCUCGUGCAGAACUGACUGCUUCUUCACCAUCUCGUUUACUGCAGUUAGGGUGGCCGUUAUCUUCCUUCACACUCUUUUAUUUGUUUCCUUUUCUGCUGUCUCUUUAGCUUCACGCUCCCGAACGAGCUAGCUGCCAAAUGCUUCCAUUCAGUGGAUUGUUUCCACUGACCAAGAAAUCGACAAAGCCUGCCAGUUCCAGAAUCAUGUGCUCCGAGUCAAGUUUUUUGUUCUAAAUGGUAGGGCAUUCUCAUUCACCUGGGGUUUAGCAAGUGUCCAGCACCAAAAGAAAGAGCUUUCUGCACAUGGGAAACCUGUUUAUCAAAGCAAAACAAGUAUUGAGCAGCGUGGAUCCCUAAGAGUGUUUGCUCCUUGAGUUCUGCUUGAUGCAGAACUGUGUUUAGCAAAGAAAAUUGCUGUGACAGUAGACUCCUUACAUUUUCUUAAAUUGUGGGGUCGGUCUUUCCUUUCAUGACCAAGGAUCAGAGAAAAGGUUGGUGUAGCAAGGCUUCAACACUUGCGUGCGCUCGUCGAAUGUUUUUCUAUUGUCCGUUCUUUCCAGCAGCUCCAGGCAAAUCAUGUUUUGUUAAUCGAACAUGCAUCUGUUUUUGUUUUAUGCACUGAAAGUUGGCUGGAAGAUAUGAAGGAUAAAUAAAAUAAAGAUAGUGUUGUUAGGACAACAUAAUUGCUUCCGACCAUUUGGCAUUUUCAUUGAGACACUUGCACAGCGAUCAUUCUGUGCUGGCUUGGUUGGUGUGUGGGAUUGUCUAUGGUUAUAUUGAUGGUAAGGAAUAGUACCGAUUCCUUGCUUUGGUGAAGCAGUUCCAAUUGUUUCACCAGUGUUAGCUUGGCUGAUGCUGUAGAAACAUUGGCAGAGAGUCGUUAGGGGGGAGGGGGGGGGAAGCUGAUGGUUAAGGCACCCCAAGUUGUACACAAUGCAACUUGGCAUGUGUACACUCAAUUUUGUUUCUUUCAGUGCAGACUCUUAAUUAGGCAAGAAAUGUUUUUGAAGGAAACCUGCUACAUUUUGCAGUGAAACCUUGUCUAAAAGACUGCUGAGGAGUCUCAUCAUUCUGCACUAUGCUUUAGUUUGACUUAGGCAUAAUGGACUGAUAUGCUCACAACUUUUGAUUCAUCUUUUGCUUGACUGGAAGCUCUGUAUAGGGAUAGAAAAGUGUAUUGUGUGGUCGAUUAGCAUUUCAGUGAAAGGUUGGAAGUAGGUGUUGUUGGAGGCCGUUACAGUAACAUAUGACUUGAAGAUUGUCGGCUGUUGCUAAAAGGAGCUUUUUUUUUUUAAACUUGAAGGAGACCUUACCCUCUACUUCAGUGCGCAUGCUAUUUGGCAUGCUUUCCACGCAUGUGAUCGCCGAGGUCACUACCGACUACACUGGGCAGUUUUUUUUUUCUUUCCUUCGGUCUUCAUUUUAUGCCUGCACUGCAGCAGAACAUUGUAUAAAAGCAAGCCGCCGCACUUGCCAAGAAAGCAUUUUUCUGGUCCUAACAAUCGCCCCUGAGUGAUCUUUUUUGCUGGUGCGGAAUAGAAGUUAUAAGCCUGUUUCCUGGAAGUUUAAUAAAAAUUUAAGUAUGUAAACAAUGUCUCUCUCUUAUCGCUAGCUGCUAGAAAAUUCAGUCUGACAGAGCACACGUGAUCAUGUGGACCAUGUGACACUAAUUUUGCCACAGUCCACUAGGUGACUACUCCGCUUGAUCUCGCACCACCAUUUGCGCCCUGUCAUUUGCUAGUGAGCGAAGUGCUUUGCAGUAUUUCACGGGACAAACGUUGAUUUGGUCACUGAACCUUUUGAUGAAAAGUGGGACAUAUUAGUGCCACUUUUAAGUGAAAUUUUCACGUACUAGUGGUGAAAUAUAACUAUUAAACUUUUUUGUGUCUAUA